AUGUCAGAUCAUGCGAGGGUCCUCGAACUUCUGGCUGAGAAGCCAAUGCGUCCAAUCCUCGAACUUCUGGCUGAGAAGCCAAUGCGUACACUCCUAGAGGAGUUCCAGGCUAAUCGUAUCAAAAGGGGUAGCCUUAGAAUAGCUCUCCGAAUUUUUAUCUGGAACCUGGACACAUUCUGGGGAUAUUUGUUGCGCGAAAAAGAGUGGUUAUCGAAAAUAUCGUUACCGAUUGCUUUGGACUUUACACUUACCGAUAGAGCUGAUUAUUCCAUAUACAACCAUCUCAUUUGUGCUAUUGAAAAAGGCUACGACGAUAUUUUCAUCUUACAAACCUUUACUAAUCUUGCUGGAACCCUAUCAUGCUACUUAUUUCCAUCCCUUCCUUUUCUGAGAAUCCCAUCCUCCCCUAUGAAUAGCUCGAAUUCAGUUCUACGCAAUGUUCCAGAAGAAUGUUCGCAUCUUCCUGCCACUCCCACGGAAUACUUUGAAAAAGAACUCGGCCACCAGUCGUUUACUUGUAUUUUAAAAUUUUGGGAUAGAUUUUUCGAAGGUAAAGACUGGUCUGAUCAAACAAAGCGGAUUUGGGAGGGCUAUAAAAAUUACAAAAAUGACUCAAACCCCAAUAAAUUCCGCUUCAACUUGGCUGAGCAGGGGGUCUGGGACUGGCUCGCUUCAUUUAAUAAUCUAUUUUUAAGUCAGUUUACGGAAUCUCCAUGGCCACUAUCGGAGCAUUUUCCUACUCUUAACAGAAACGAAAAUGACAUUCAGCUCCGUGGAAAAAUCUGUCUUUUAGGAAUGAUUAAAAGAUGGGAAAAUUACAAGUAUCAGGGUCAGCUCGAUUUCCAUAUUAGACGUGCUAGCCGGCCUGGAGAGUCUAAUGACUGGGAAGAUGUAAGGGUGGUGGCUGGAUUUUCCUCAAAACCUGCAAAAGAUAGGAGGAAAGUAAAGUUUAUCGAAAUGGCAGCUUAUGUUUCGGAAAUAUUUACUAGACAGCCACUGCGUCGAUUUGUGCAUGGAUUCUGCUUGUUCGAUAAGGAAAUUGAGUUCUGGCUGAUUGAUCGAACGGGUGCUUUCAGCUCGGGACUUAUUAGCAUCGAAGAUGAUGAGCGGGCUUUGGUCCGUGCCAUCUCCUCAUAUUUACUUAUGAGUGACGAAGAGCUGGGUCUCGAUACCACCAUUCGCCAAGUCGAUGAACGGUCCAUGAUCACAAUUGCCAAUGGUGAGUCUGGGGAGACCAGAGAGAUAGAAAUCGACCCUAAACCCUUGACCCAUCCACGAAAACUGCUUUCCAAUGGCACCACUUGCUAUCGCUCGCUUGAUGAUAAAUUACUAGUCAAAUAUUCAUGGCGCAAAAUUUGUGGAAAAGGCGAGAUAGACUUAUUAAAAGAAGCACUCCCGAUCAAGGGUGUGAUCAACCUAGUGGCAUCAGAUACCAUUCAUAGAUUUACUGAUAAUUGGGAAAAUCUACUUUCUUUGCGUCCUAAAAGAUGGUACCUGGCUGAAGAAAGACAAUUUUUCGAAUAUUCUGAUGAAGAAUCAUACAAAACUUCUGAGUUUAGCGACUACGAACUAAAUAGAGUCGUUCUAUCACCAUAUGGACGUCCACUUAAAUCUUGUACAUCAGUACUACAAUUUCUCACUGUCAUACGAGAUGCAAUCAUGGGGCAUCAGCGUCUUUACUACGAGAAAAGAAUUACCCACGGCGAUAUCUCUCAAGGCAAUAUCAUUAUAGUAACGCCAUCAGAGGAGGAUAGAUCGAGAGGGAUGUUGAUCGAUCUUGACAAUUCAAUUUCGUGGUAUGACGAGUAUUUAUCGAAAAAAUUAAGACGUUUCGCAGGCACAAUAAAGUACAUGGCGCUUGAAGUUUUGCUAUGCAACGCAGGACAUAUAUCAAGCUUGAGUGCAGACUACCAACAUUAUCACAAAUUUGACCUAGAAUCAUUUUUCUAUGUGUUCUUAAUAGGAUGCGUAGAAUAUGGACGUGAUAGUGAUCAGCCAAUGCAUAAUUUAGCAUCGUGGGACACAGACAAUAUACAUCGUAAUGUAGAAAAUAAGAUAAAUGACAUGCAAUGGAAAUUUGAGGACCUUAUCAACAUCAAAUUCUCAAGCAGUUUCGUAGAUGUCAAGGACUUGGCCAUUGAGCUACAUAAGAUUUUUUUUGGAAUUUCUGGAGAUAAUUUCAGGCAUGCCGCCCAUGAGAAUUCGAUGUACAACAAGAUGAUUUCGGCGUUCAAUAGAACCAUCGGACAGAUUGAAGCCGGAAAAAUUCCAAACAGAACGUGGACCGAUAAGAAGACUGCAGGCGCAUGA
Blumeria graminis f. sp. triticale is the source of this 2310-nucleotide messenger RNA. The record is from the annotation of a GenBank genome assembly. Lineage: Eukaryota; Fungi; Ascomycota; Leotiomycetes; Helotiales; Erysiphaceae.